Molecule: messenger RNA, 976 nt
Organism: Cylindrotheca closterium
Lineage: Eukaryota; Bacillariophyta; Bacillariophyceae; Bacillariales; Bacillariaceae
Source: the annotation of a GenBank genome assembly
GCCAGACAUUGAACAUGGACAUGUGGCAGCCCAGUUCUAUGUGGGACUAUCCUCUCUUGUUAGCGACGUCUAUGGUGUCACUUCGGAUGCUCAAUUUCUCCAGACAUUACAGGACAACGUACGGAAGAGAGGAGCACCAUCCAAACUUGUGAGCGAUCGGGCGCAAGCACAAGUUUCCAAAGCAGUGAAAGACUACCUCCGUUGGCUAUGCAUUGAUGACUGGCAAAGCGAACCGCAUCGCCAGAACCAGAACCCAGCUGAACGAAGAUACCAAGAUGUUAAACGAUUAGCCAACAGGAUUUUGGACCGCACCGGUGCACCUCCUAGUCUAUGGCUCCUAGCCCUUCGCUAUGCAUCCUUUGUCUACAACUAUACUGCUGUCAAGGGUCUUGGAUGGAUGACUCCGAUCCAAGCGCUGACCGGUAUCACCCCAGAUGUUAGUGUACUCCUCCGUUUCCACUUUUAUGAAAAGGUAUACUAUAAAACAGAAGAACCGGCCUUCCCUUCUGACUCUCCGGAGUCCCUUGGUUACAUGGUAGGCAUUGCCGAGCACGUUGGUCAUGCCAUGACCUACAAGAUCCUGAACCCAGAAAUGAAUAAAAUAUUGUUUCGUUCGGAAAUCCGCUCUGCUUCAACCGACACUGAUGCCAACAAACGUCUUCAUACAUCUGAUGGGGAGGACUUGUCAACCCCUACAAUAAUCAAAUCCAGAAACGACAAAUCUAAAGUUCAAACCGUUGUUUAUUCCAGUGACGACGAAUCAGAUUCUGAAGACGUUCUUGUGGAAAACAGUGACCUCAUUGGUCGAACAUUCCUUCUUAAACCAGAUAAAGAAGGCUAUGUCAGAUGUGCUGAGAUUGUUGAGCUUAUCGACAAGCAUGAGCACAACACGACCAACAAGCCUGAACAUAUUCGUUUUCGCGUGAGCAUUAACAAAGUGAAUAUGAUGAUAUCAUGGCAUACAAUGAGAUCCUAG